Melanaphis sacchari is the source of this 419-nucleotide messenger RNA. RefSeq lists its product as uncharacterized. NCBI's taxonomy places the organism in Eukaryota, Metazoa, Arthropoda, Insecta, Hemiptera, Aphididae. The record is from RefSeq and is a predicted model, not a curated record. The transcript has a single exon. Bases 66 to 419 code for a protein of 117 amino acids.
UUGUAUGCGCCUGUUUGCCCGACCCUGAAACCGACAGACGCCUAUUCAACAGUGUGACAUCACACAUGAUACACGGACCUUGUGGACAGCUAAACCGUAACAGUCCGUGUAUGGUGGACAACACUUGCUCUAAAAACUAUCCAAAAGAGUACAGCGAAGAGACUUUGUACAUAUCCGACGGCGGUUACCCAACAUACCGCAGACCGAAUAACGGACUUGUGGCAAACGUCAGAGCUCAACAAGUAGGAAAUGAGUUAGUCGUACCGUACAACCCUUACUUACUGAUCAAGUACGACGCACACAUAAACGUUGAGGUAUGCUCUACUGUGAAGAGCGUAAUGUAUCUGUACAAAUAUGUGUACAAGGGUCACGACGCAGCUACCGUGGAAGUUUGGAAUGGAGAUGAAAUAGAAAAGUGA